Telopea speciosissima is the source of this 1457-nucleotide messenger RNA. RefSeq names its product protein DNA-DAMAGE INDUCIBLE 1. The transcript has 16 exons. Gene Ontology annotation, biological process: proteolysis. The record is from RefSeq and is a predicted model, not a curated record. NCBI's taxonomy places the organism in Eukaryota, Viridiplantae, Streptophyta, Magnoliopsida, Proteales, Proteaceae. The coding region runs from base 78 to 1310 and encodes 410 amino acids. Gene Ontology annotation, molecular function: aspartic-type endopeptidase activity; protein binding.
GUUGAGCUGCGAUUUCGAACGAAUCUGAAGAGUGAAGACUCGACCUGACCUGACCUGAUACCAUUCAAUCCGAGAAGAUGAAGAUUACUGUAAUGUCCGCGGACGAACAGUUCAUCACAUUAGACGUCGAUCCAGAUGAACUUGUAGAGAACGUGAAAGCGCUGCUUGAAGUGGAGAUGCGUGUUCCUCUCCAACAGCAGCAGUUGCUAUUCAAUGGAAAUGAGAUAAGGAAUUCUGAUCGACUAAGCGCCCUUGGUAUUAGAGAUGGAGAUUUAGUGAUGAUGGUCUCACGUGCUUCCUCAUCCAGUGCAUCUACCAAUGAUUUGAGCUUUAACCCAGAUGGAUCUGCUGUCAAUCCUGGAGCCUUCCAGCAGCAUGUUCGGCGUGAUUCUAAUAUGAUGACUCAAUUGCUUCAGACAGAUCCUGAAUUUGCGCAAUUAGUACUUGGAAAUGAUCUCAAUAGGCUUCAGGACCUGUUGCGUGAGCGUCAUCAUCAAAGGUCUGAAUUAAGGCGUAGGCAAGAAGAGGAGCUUGCACUUCUGUAUGCAGAUCCCUUUGAUGUGGAAUCACAGAAGAAAAUUGAAGCUGCCAUCCGCCAGAAAGGAAUUGAUGAGAACUGGGCAGCAGCACUGGAACACAACCCUGAAGCUUUUGCAAGAGUGGUAAUGUUGUAUGUAGACAUGGAAGUCAAUGGCGUGCCUUUGAAGGCAUUUGUUGAUAGUGGAGCGCAGUCAACAAUAAUAUCCAAAUCUUGUGCUGAGCGCUGUGGAUUGCUAAGACUUUUAGAUCAACGUUAUAAGGGCAUUGCUCAUGGGGUUGGCCAGUCGGAGAUACUGGGUCGGAUACAUGUCGCACCAAUCAAGAUUGGGAAUAUAUUUUAUCCUUGCUCCUUUAUGGUGUUGGAUGCUCCCAAUAUGGAAUUUCUUUUUGGGCUUGAUAUGCUCCGUAAACAUCAGUGCAUAAUUGAUUUGAAGGAGAAUGUCUUAAGAGUCGGUGGAGGCGAGGUUUCAGUUCCAUUCUUGCAAGAGAAGGACAUCCCAACGCAUUUUCUAGAUGAAGAGAGGUUAUCCAAGCAAGCUUCUGGUUCAGGAUCUGUUCCAGAAUCCUUGGGAACAAAAGAGAAGAACGAUAACUUGUCCACAGGAGGUCGGUCUGGAGCUACGCAUGGUGACACAACACAGGAUCCUAAUUUUGAAGCCAAAGUUUCCAAACUUGUUGAACUUGGAUUUGGAAGAGAUGCAGUAAUACAAGCUCUCAAGUUUUUUGAUGGUAAUGAAGAACAGGCAGCUGGUUAUCUUUUUGGAGGUUAAAGAUGGUGAUGUCCAUUUUUCAUUUUAAUUAUUUUUAAAUGUUUCUUGUGGAAAUAUUGUGAUUUAAUUACAAAUUCUCCAAAUGUCAGGAUUCCUUGCGAACUUGAAAGUAAUUCUUUGUAUCAAUCAGGAGUCCUGAAAAUUAAU